Molecule: messenger RNA, 1581 nt
Organism: Closterium sp. NIES-65
Lineage: Eukaryota; Viridiplantae; Streptophyta; Zygnematophyceae; Desmidiales; Closteriaceae
Source: the annotation of a GenBank genome assembly
AUGGUUGGAUAUGGUCAUCUCGACGGCACCAAAGCUUACCGCAUCUAUAUCCCAUCUCAGCACCGUGUCAUCCUUUCUCGUGAUGUCAUCUUCAUGGAGCCCUCUGCACCGCCUUCCGACGACUCUCGCGACCCUCCAUCGUCAUCUCCACCCACAUCCUCCUCACUACCUCCUCCUACACACCCUUCUUCCUUGGACCCAAUCUCCCCUCCCUCUCCUUCCCCCACCAUACCUUCCUCCACCAACCCCCACCCACAAUCCCCAAACCUGCCCGCACCAGCCACAUCUUCUCCUCCUCCAUUGUUUUCCAACCUUCCUCUGCCCUCGACGCCGCAAGACUUUCACCUUCCAUCCUUCUCUCCUCCCUCUUCGCCUCCCCCUCCCCAUUGCACGACUCGCUCCUCCCCGCCAUCCCCUUCAGCUCUUCCCGAUCCUUCCCUUUUCUCCUUCCUCAAGGUCUUACCAUCCCCUUCCGAACCCAUUGACUUCACUCUUCCUCCUCUUUCCAACACCUCUGCCAAUGCUGCCCUUCACCAUCAUUACGAACCUCAAACCAUUCAUGAGGCUCGUACCGGCCCUGAUGCUGCCGAAUGGAUCAAGGCUGCUGAUGCGGAACUCGCUGCCCUGCACGCUAAUGACACCUACAGCAUUGUUCCUCGACCACCCAAGUGCAAGCCGAUUCCAUGCAAAUGGAUUUUCAAGGUCAAGGAGAACGCUGAUGGUGAAUCUGCUGGGCGGGGUGCGUUUGGGGAUGUGUACCGCGCUGUGCCUCCCUCUGAUUGCACCACUUUGUGGGCUGUGAAGCGCGCCAAGCUCAUUGCUAACGACUUUGAUACUGAGGGGGGGGAGCCUCCAGUGCAUCCGGCGGUAGCGACUCCCACGGGUAGGCCCCGUGCUGCGGAAUGCCCGACGUUGCAGCCCCACCGUGCGACUGAGACGAGACAAGAUCUGGGUCGGCAGGGGCGGGUGAUGGAGAGGCAAGAGGAUGUGGUAGCUGAGGUGGAGCCGGCGGCGGCCCAACCGGUGGGGAUGGGCUCGGCGGCGGAUGUGGCGCCUCCGGACGCGACCCGUGGUGAGGAGCUGGGUUUGGCUGACGCUGAGGCCGACGCUGAGAUCGGCGCUGGGUGCGCCGAAACGCCUGCUGUUGACGAGGCCUUAGAGAGGCCCGAGCGCGACCUGGAGGAGUCUGGAACGUCGGCACAUGAGACCCACGGCGACGGGAAUGAUACUCGCGGAGCGGGUGCGCGGAUCCGCGCCCGACCAGCACCGACGCGGCUUGGAUCAGGGCGGGCGCCUGGUCGCCCGGGACCCCUCCGGGGCUGGCUUGUGCCAGCGCCGCCGCGACCAGAGCAAGCGCAUCGACCGACAUUGGCGCCGCGACCUGCCGCACAAGAGAAUGGAGGGGCAGCUACAGAAGAAGGUUCCGCGCGCCACAGGCGGCACAGGGAGGGGGACGAUCCGCGGGUCGAGCAGCCCGAGGCGGGGGACGAGGAGCGCGAGGGGACCAGGGAGAUCGCGGUGCUGUGGCCGGGGGGAGGGGCGGACGUGGGACCACCGGAAGGGCAAGAGCCCUGCUGCUAG